AUGUCUGAAUUCGAUGACCCCGAUCCCUCUCGAAAUGAACGCUUGAGCCCGUAUCCUGAGCGGGCUCGACCAAAAGGAGCCGCUUCUGGCCCAGAGCAUACUAACGAAAAUACCUACGAUAGAUUCGAGCAGUUUCUUUUGGCAGAGGGCGAGAAGAAGGUGGAGAUGACAUUGGAUACACGAAUGCCAAAUACAUGUAUCUUCAAGUUUAACAAGGAAGACCAUACUUUGGGUAACCUCUUGCGCGCUCGACUACUUCAGGACCGUCGCGUCACCUUCGCCGCCUACAAGGUUCCUCAUCCACUCUUUCCCACGUUCGAGCUUCGAGUCCAAACCGAUGGCUCUCUUUCACCCAAGGAAGCGCUUCUCCAGGCCUGUCGAGACUCCGUCAGUGAUCUCAAUACUCUGAGCAGAGAAUUCACCAAGGAGUACGAGCUGAGGAAGAUGGUCAAUGAGGGAAGGGAGAAUGGUAUCUAG
Molecule: messenger RNA, 477 nt
Organism: Endocarpon pusillum Z07020
Lineage: Eukaryota; Fungi; Ascomycota; Eurotiomycetes; Verrucariales; Verrucariaceae
Exons: 3
Coding region: 1-477 (158 amino acids)
Biological process (GO): transcription by RNA polymerase II
Cellular component (GO): RNA polymerase II, core complex
Molecular function (GO): protein dimerization activity; DNA binding
Source: RefSeq, a predicted model, not a curated record